Messenger RNA from Bacidia gigantensis, 1641 nucleotides. RefSeq lists its product as uncharacterized. Bases 1 to 1641 code for a protein of 546 amino acids. NCBI's taxonomy places the organism in Eukaryota, Fungi, Ascomycota, Lecanoromycetes, Lecanorales, Ramalinaceae. The record is from RefSeq and is a predicted model, not a curated record. The transcript is spliced from 2 exons.
AUGACGCUUACUACCCGGACUAAGAAUCUAUCAUUGUCCGCCGUUUCCAUCCACGAUGAGAAUCUUUCGAAUGUAUCGGGUACCAUACCACCGCCUCUGACAGAGAGAGGUCACUCCGACUCGGUCGUACCAAGCUGUCGACUGUCCCCCGAUAAACAAGAGCAGGUCUUGAGCCAUGCCUCCCCAUCCCUGACAACGCAACUUCACCGCUCUACCAAAGCGACCGAGGACAUCGAAUCUCCUACCAUUUCAUCUCGGCUCAAAAACAAGCAAGAUCUUCGCCUUCCACCUUUUCAAUCUCUGGGAAUCACAAGCCAGACCUCCGGGCCUACCGCUUUGCUCACUCCGCCUGAGGAGCCUCCUAAUCCUUUGCCAAUCGGCAACGUCACCUCUCACCCACGGGACCAGAUUUUUUUCUCUCACUUCAACAUGCCAAAAACCCCCGCUGAUGGACUUGACCCGGACUCAGCGUCUGGUCAGCAAAGGGAAAGUUCAACCUUGCAACAAUCGGCUAUCACGAUCACCACCCCCCACGGCCACCAAUCGACAGUCCCGCCACAAAGCACACCGGUCCCACCAGAACCACAAACUGCCACAAGCCAAACAAACUUUGUCUCCGAAGCUGUUGAUCUAGCAGUUUCUACGGUGGUAGAUAAUACCCCUCGGCCUGUGUACAAUGUCUUGUGUCACUCUCAACCGUGUCCAUUUGCCAAUGGAGGGUCUCCGACCACAGCAUUCAGCGAGUUGUUAACCUCCCUUCAAAGCAGAAUUCCCUCGCAAACUUACAUUGAGAUCACUCACGCAGUACCACCACAAUUCAAUAUGGGUCAAGUGCCUAAUAGCCCAGCUGCGACUCCCAACCCAGAACAAAACGCCCCAGUCGACUACUUCAGUAUGCCAUCGACCUUUUCCAAGGCAGUGGUAGCAGCCUCCUACCAGGACGUUCAAGCGUUUCCUGUCCCUUCAUCCCCGCAUCCAAUCGUUGCACCCACUACUGUUCAAAUCUCUCUCUUAGAGCGCUUCAUCCCACCAUCCUCGACAUAUGAAUAUCACGAUCUCUUCUCCACUGACACCACAUCAGCUCUCGUCGACCGCCUCACAGAACUAUCUCCAAGCCGGGGCACUCUGCUCUUUAUCUACCCCACCAAGGCUGGUGCCCGAAAAUUUAACUCAGACUACCUUGCGCCCCUCUUACAUCCUCUCCUACGAAACCUUGUUGGAAUCUACGACUUAGCUUCGGAUUUUGGCAGGAACAUCGCGGAGUGGAAUUCAAUCAGCCCAAUGCUUGAAUAUGACCGGAUGAACCAGAAGCUAGGCCUGCUACUAAGGCAGCUUGGUCGAAUACGAAGCUCUAAGCCUAGCCAUCCUCCGCCAAAGUACGAGAUCGCCUUCAGUGCUGCGAAGAAGGUCGAUCUAGAUAGGGACUCGUGGAUGGCAUGGUACAUUGUUCAAGAGAAAGCUCGCAUUCAAAGAAUUGUAAAAAACUACUGGGUCCGAGGACAGAGGAUCCCAGAGGGCAUGACGGAGGGCGGUAUAUGUAGAGAGCUAUUCCAGGGGCUGGAGAGAAGAGACUACUCUCCCCAAGCGCCGCAAAGAGACGGUGUCGAGGUCGGUGUGUGGGUCGUGAGGAGGACUGCCUGA